AUGGGCGCCGCAGCGCCGCAGCAGGCGCAGCGUGUGCCAGCUCCAACGCCGCAGCCUAUCCUGCAGCUGCCCGAGGCGGUGGUGCACCGAAUUGCGGCGGGUGAAGUGAUCCAGCGUCCUGCCAGCGCACUCAAGGAGAUGCUGGAGAACAGCAUCGACGCCGGGGCGACGCGGAUCGCCGUGACGGUCAAGGAGGGUGGGCUGCGCCUGCUGCAGGUCGCCGACGACGGCUGCGGCGUGGCGCGCGCCGACCUGCCGUUGCUGUGCGUUCGCCACGCGACCAGCAAGCUGCGCGCCUAUGAGGACCUGGAGGCCAUCGCCACGCUUGGGUUCAGGGGUGAGGCCCUCGCCAGCAUAUCAUUCGUGGCGCACCUGAGCGCCACAACCAUGACGCGUGGCGCAGCGCACGGCUGGCGCGCCUCCUACCAGGAUGGCGCGCUGCUGGACCCCCCGGGCGCCAAGCCCUGUGCUGCCGUGCCCGGCACAGUGCUGACGGUGGAGGACCUCUUCUUCAACGUGCCGGCCAGGCGCAAGGCCUUCCGCGCCGGCGGCGCCGAGGAGGGCGCGCUGGUGCUGGACCUGAUGCAGCGCUACGCCGUGUGGGCGGCCCCACGCGUUGGCUUCUCCCUGCGCCGCCAAGGCGAGGCACGCGCGGACCUGGCCACCUCUCCCGGCGCGUCGCGCCUGGACGUUAUCCGCCAGCUGCACGGCCCAGACCUGGCCGGGUCGCUGCUGCCGCUUUCCGUGGCAUGCGGCCAGGAACCGACAGCUGAUCUCGCGCACGAUGCGCCUGGCGGGCCCCACUUGCGCGUGGAAGGCUUUGCGUCGGGCCUGGCGUGGGCCGGGCGGCGUGGGACGCUCGUGCUGUUUAUCAACGGGCGCUGCGUGGAGUGCGGACCGCUGAAGCGCGGUGCAGAGGCCGUCUACGCGACGCUCGUGCCACGCGCGCCCAAACCGUGGCUAUUUCUUGAUGUGCGGCUGCCGCCGCGGCAGGUUGAGGUCAACGUCCAUCCCACCAAGCGGGAAGUCGGCUUCCUGCAUCAGGACCUGGUGAUCGAUGCGAUCUGUCGCCAGCUGGAGGCCACCCUGCUGGCCGCAAUGAGCAGCCGUACCUUUGCCACGCAUUCCACACCCGCCACCACGGCGCUGCGUCUCGCGGAGCAGCUGGUGAGUGGCGGCGGCAGCGGCAGUGGCAAUGGCGGCAGCCGACAGAGUGCUCAGCAGACGCAAGGGCAGGCGAGCACGCAGCAGCAGCAGCAGCAGCAGCAGCAGCAAGCACAGCAGCAGAUGCAGAAGCCGAAGCAGACUCAGCAGCAGACCAUCUACAGGCCAGACAAGCUGGUGCGGGCAGACCACCGCACACGCACCAUGGAUGCCUUUGUGGUGCGCGGGGCGUCAGCGCCCGCGGUCAAUGGAGGUUCGAAGACAGGCCAGCAAGGCGGCGGCGGCGGCGGCGGCGGUGAAGCCGACGUAGAUGCUGUUGAUGCAGAGGCGGAUGCGAGUGCGGGGCUAGCAGGGCACACUGCAUCUGCCGCUGCAAAAGCGGCUGUUGCUGUUGGCAUGCCGCGCAAGCGGCGAGCCGCGGAGCGCGAUCGGCUGGCCUUCAACAGCAGCAUGGCAGCGGCAGUGGUGGGCAGUGGCGAUGACGGGGAAGAGCGGCAGGACGGGGUUGAUGGACACCCUGACGCUGCGGAGAAUUCGACAGCUGGAGCACUUGUGCAGCAGGCGCAGCAGCUACUGCCGCCCAAAGCACGCGAGCAGGGCAACCCCCCGGGCCCGCCGCCUGUGGCCGCGGCGCGCGAGCUGCUUGCAGCGCGAGAGGCGGCCUCCCCCGCGGGUCUGACGGGCUUGGUGCGUCAGCACGUUUUCGUGGGGUUGGCUGACGAGGCUGGGGAGUGGGGCCUGCUGCAGUCUGGCACGCGGCUCUAUCUCGCGGCCCUGGGUCCGCUGAGCCGGGACCUGUUCGAGCUGCAGGGACUGCGACGCUGGGGCCGCUGCCCCGCAGCAGCGCUGGCGGAGCCGCUGCCACUGGAGGGCCUGGCCGCGGCGGGGCUGGCACUGGAGGAGGCCGCUGGGAGGUGGCAGCCCUCAGACGGUCCCAUCCCCGAGCUGGCGCGCCUUGCGGCACAGGCCCUGUCCAUGCGCGCCCCCGUCCUGGCCAGGCUAGGCGUGGUCGUCGAUGACCAGGGGCGGCUGGCGACGCUGCCUGUGCUACUCAACGGCUACUCCCCCGACCCCUCGCGCCUGCCAGACUUGAUACUGGCGCUGGUGAGAGACGUUCCCUGGGAGGAGGGUGAGGAGGCACGUGAGGUGGUGGAGGGCGUGGUGGCAGCGGUGGCGAUGCUCUUCGCGCUGGCCCCGCUGGAGCGGGAAGUGGAGCGCGGUGCGAGCAGCGGCUAUGGCGGAGACGGCGGGCAGUCGGCGGGUUUAGAGAUGACGAGAGGGGCGGAGGCAAUGCAGCUGGACGGUCCGGCGCGGGACGCCGGCCCUUGCCAUGCGUCAUUAGCGCCGCACCGCCGCCUGGCGGAGCGUGAAUGGGUGGCACGGCACGUGGUGUUGCCGGCAAUGAAGGCGCUGCUGCGGCCCAGGCCGUGCCGUGCCAAUGACGGCAGCCUGCUGCUCCUGACCUCCAUGGAGCGGCUAUACCGCGUCUUUGAGCGGUGCGGUUGA
Monoraphidium neglectum is the source of this 2670-nucleotide messenger RNA. Its product is annotated as putative MutL protein. The record is from RefSeq and is a predicted model, not a curated record. NCBI's taxonomy places the organism in Eukaryota, Viridiplantae, Chlorophyta, Chlorophyceae, Sphaeropleales, Selenastraceae. The coding region runs from base 1 to 2670 and encodes 889 amino acids. Gene Ontology annotation, biological process: mismatch repair. Gene Ontology annotation, cellular component: MutLalpha complex. Gene Ontology annotation, molecular function: ATP binding; ATP-dependent DNA damage sensor activity; ATP hydrolysis activity. The transcript has 5 exons.